AUGAAAGGAGUCACCAAUAUUGCCUUGAGCGUGGAUGGAUUUAUUGCCGACAAGGACGGUAGCAUGGAGUGGUUGAAUAAUCAGCCACAGAUUCCUGGUGAAGACUUUGGUUUCAAGGAAUUCUUGAAAGGUGUCGACUGCAUGAUUAUGGGUCACAAAACCUUUGAUACCGUUGCGGGAUUCGGGGAGAAAUUGUGGGCGUAUGGAGACAAGCCAAUCUAUGUGUUGACCAGAGGUGCCGUUUCCAACGUCAUCGUUCCCGAUUGGGUCCCUCGGACCGUCACAGUCACUACUGUGAAAUCCUUGCAAAAGUUUUGGCUGGAUUUGGAAAGCAGUCAUCCUAAAUUCAAGACUGUAUACGUGGAUGGUGGUCGAACCAUUCAAUCCUUGUUGCGAGGUGGAUUCAUUGAUCGAAUGACUCUUACCCGAGUCCCCAUUCUAUUGGGUGAGGGCAUUCCCUUGUUCACUGCGUCUCUGGGUCAUAAUGUCAACCUCAAGCUCUUGGAUACAAAGCCCUUUCCGAAUGGCUUUAUCAUUACUACUUAUCAGGUAAUCAAUGAAAUUUAA
This is a messenger RNA of Cylindrotheca closterium, 567 nucleotides long. The record is from the annotation of a GenBank genome assembly. Lineage: Eukaryota; Bacillariophyta; Bacillariophyceae; Bacillariales; Bacillariaceae.